CCCCUUCUUCCCACCAAGCAAGCUAAGCUCACCAAAUACACUAGUACUCUCUCCUAUACCUCUGUUGCUCUUCGAUCUUUUCCCUUCAAUGGCGAUCCCAGUGAUUGACUUCUCGAAGCUCAAUGGGGAGGAGAGGGCCAAGACAUUGGCUCAGAUCAGUAAUGGAUGUGAGGAAUGGGGAUUCUUCCAGCUGGUGAACCAUGGAGUUUCGGAGGAGCUCCUUGAGAGGGUGAAGAAGGUCUGCUCCGAGUACUAUAAGCUGGAAAGAGAAGAAACUUUCAAGAAGUCAACAGCAGAGAAGCUUUUGAAUGAAUUAGUGGAAAAGAAGAACGACGACAAGUUGGAGAGUGCGGACUGGGAAGAUGUCAUUACUCUCCUGGACAAUAACGAGUGGCCAUCUCAAACCCCAGGAUUCAAGGAAACCAUGGCUGAAUACCGAGCAGAACUGAAGAAAUUGGGGGUGAAGGUCAUGGAAGUAAUGGAUGAAAACUUGGGUUUACCAAAGGGAUACAUCAAGAAGGCAUUUGAUGGUGAAGAAGACAGUGCCUUCUUUGGUACUAAGGUGAGCCACUACCCCCCAUGCCCACAUCCAGAGCUUGUGAACGGUCUCCGAGCUCACACGGAUGCUGGAGGCGUCAUCUUACUCUUCCAAGACGACAAGGUAGGUGGUCUUCAAAUCCUGAAAGACGGCCAGUGGAUCGAUGUCCAGCCAUUACCAAAUUCCAUUGUCAUCAACACCGGCGAUCAGAUUGAGGUCUUAAGCAACGGUCGAUAUAAGAGCGUUUGGCACCGGGUUUUGGCCACUCCUGAUGGGAACAGGAGAUCAAUUGCUUCAUUUUACAACCCCUCGCUGAAGGCCACCAUAUCCCCGGCGCCUCAGCUGGUGGAGAAUUUUAAGCAAGAGGAGGAUCAAGCUUACCCCAAGUUUGUGUUUGGUGACUACAUGUCUGUUUAUGCUGAGCAGAAGUUCCUCCCCAAGGAGCCCAGGUUCCGAGCUGUGAAGGCAGUGUAAGAAGCAAAAAGAAUAUGACAUGCACAUGCAUGCAUGCUGUUUAAUUCCUUUUAUUUUUUAUUAUGGCUUUAGUGAUAAAGAUUUGCCACUGGCAAAGGAUACCACUGGCUUCUCUUCUCAAUCUUAACUACAGGGGAAGAAAGAAAGCUAAUGUGGGUAUUAGUGUGUGUUGUUUUAGAUUGCCGUUUUCCUCUUUUUUCCUGUUUUUUUUUUUUAUUUUUUAUUUUAUUUUAUUAUUAUUAUUAUAUGUAAUCAAGGGAUGCUUAAAUGCUCCCCCCUUCCCCAUCUUUAGCCUUUCCCUUUGUAUUGAUCAGAAAAAAGGGGGGAUGCUUAAAUGCACCUGCUAAGGUUAAUUUGCUAUGUACAAUUAAAUCAUAUAAAUUGCACCUCUAAAUUAAUAAGUUUAA
Molecule: messenger RNA, 1419 nt
Organism: Alnus glutinosa
Lineage: Eukaryota; Viridiplantae; Streptophyta; Magnoliopsida; Fagales; Betulaceae
Product: 1-aminocyclopropane-1-carboxylate oxidase 5
Exons: 3
Coding region: 89-1012 (307 amino acids)
Source: RefSeq, a predicted model, not a curated record